Molecule: messenger RNA, 2286 nt
Organism: Brachypodium distachyon (stiff brome)
Lineage: Eukaryota; Viridiplantae; Streptophyta; Magnoliopsida; Poales; Poaceae
Product: putative clathrin assembly protein At5g35200
Exons: 16
Coding region: 369-2066 (565 amino acids)
Biological process (GO): clathrin coat assembly; vesicle budding from membrane; clathrin-dependent endocytosis
Cellular component (GO): clathrin-coated pit; clathrin-coated vesicle
Molecular function (GO): clathrin heavy chain binding; 1-phosphatidylinositol binding; SNARE binding
Source: RefSeq, a predicted model, not a curated record
AACUGAGAAGAGGGCAAAGGGGAAACAAACACGUGUGGCAAUGUCACACUGCACGCGGCAGACAAAAACCCCCAACGACUUCCUCCCCCCUUCCUUCUCUUCCGUUGGCCAGGCUCUUUUCUCUCUCACACACACAAAACGUACCUUGGCCUUGGCCUUUGGCCUAGCUGAUCGAUUGAUUCUUCAGUCGUCACUGCUCUCUUGUCUUCCCUGAUCCUUUCUUCCUCGAGAAGAAGCGAGAGGAAACCCGAUUCCCCUGCGCCCGCCUCCAGUCAACCUAGCUCGGCGGCGCCCGGCGGCUGAGGCUCCAUCGUCCCAUCUCGAUCAGAUCAAUCAGGUGAACCGGGAUCCCCUCCGGGUUGCGAAGAAUGGCCGGCGGUGGCACGAGCAUCAGGAAGUAUGUUGGCGCCCUCAAGGACUCAACGACCGUUGGCAUCGCCAAAGUAAACAGCGAUUAUAAGCGAAUGGACAUCGCUAUUGUCAAGGCCACAAACCAUGAAGAGACUCCUGCAAAGGAGAAGUACAUAAGAGAUAUUUUUCAGCAUCUUUCUGCAGGGAGGGCUCGGGCAGAUGUAGCCUACUGUAUUCGUGCCCUUGCUAGACGUCUUUCGAAGACCCGGAACUGGGCUGUUGCGCUGAAGACACUAAUGGUCAUACACCGUGCCCUUCGCGAGGUUGAUCCUACUUUCCGCCAAGAGCUCAUUAGUUAUGGAAGAUCUACUGGCCAUAUGCUCCACAUGUCCUAUUUCAAAGAUGAUUCUAGUCCAGAAGCUUGGGAUCAUUCUGCAUGGGUGCGCAAUUAUGCUUUAUUUUUGGAAGAGAGACUUGAAUCUUUCCGUGUGCUGAAAUAUGACGUCGAAGUGGAUCCGUUGGGAACUCGUGAUCUUGAUAUAACUGGCUUGCUUGAGCAACUGCCAGCAUUGGAGCAGCUUCUUUUUCGCUUACUGGGUUGCGAGCCACAUGGGUCAUCACGUUAUAACACCAUAAUCCAGCAUGCUUUUUCAAUGGUCGCUCUGGAGAGUGUCAGGAUCCAUACAGCUAUCAAUGAUGGUAUACUCAAUCUGGUUGACAAGUUCUUUGAGAUGCAAAGGGAUGAUGCUAUUAGAGCCCUGGACAUAUAUAAAAGAGCAAUUAAUCAGGCACGGAAACUUUCAGACUUUUAUGAUACAUGUAAAAGCAUACAUAUUGGUGGGCGUGGCGAGAAGUUGUUAAGAAUUGAACAGCCUCCUGCGUCAUUCUUGCAAGCUAUGGAAGAGUAUGUGAAAGAAGCUCCCCUUGCUCCAAGAACUCAGGCUGUUGUACUAGCAAUAGAGGACAUAAGAAAACCAGAAGAGGAAGAAGCAUCAACCUCACCUCCUCCUCCAGUAUCAACUUCAGAACAAGAAGCUGAACCAGAGCCAGUUAAAGAAGUCGCACCCAGAGCUGAGCCAAUAGAUUUGCUGGGGAUGGAUGAACCUAUCUCUGACACAUCUGAACUAGAUCAAAAGAAUGCUUUGGCCUUAGCAAUUGUUGUUCAACCAGAUAACGCAGCUAAAGAUCCUUCUAGUUCUGAAAAGAUGUCCAGUAGCUGGGAGCUGGCACUCAUCACCUCCCCCAGUUCAAACGAACAUACUGCUACUUCAAGCAAAUUGGCCGGUGGACUGGACCUGCUCAGCCUCGACAGCCUGUACGAUGAUGCGCAGCGGGGCACGCAGCAGCACGCGAGCUACAACCCCUGGGAUCAGCAAGCCGCCCCAGUGGCAUCAUCAGCUCCGAUGGCAAUGACGAUGAUGCAGCAGCAGCAGCCGAUGAACAACUCAUUCUACGCCUCUGCGCAUCACCAGCAGCAGCAGGCUUUCAUGCUCCAGCAGCAGCAGCAGCAGCAGCAGGCCUUCAUGCUCCAGCAGCAGCAGCAGCAGCAGUAUCAGCAGCAGUACUACCAGCAGAUGAUGAUGAUGACUGGACAACAGUCUGUUCAUCAUCAGGCCUCUUCCAAUCCUUUUGCCGGCUCGUACAUGCCCAGCAGCGGCCACCCUUAUGGUCAGCUCCAUGCCCGCAACACGUACACUGGAACGGGGAUGAUGUAGAGAUGCUUGGUUUUUUGCAUUACAUUUUUUCAAUUUUUUUAUGGGAAUUGGACAGAAUCCUGUGUGUAGUUAAGUGAGCGUAUAGCCGUUGAAGUUUUCUCCCGGCUGUUCAUCAGGAGUCAGGAAUGGAUGGUUUUGCUUGUGGAUGGGUGGUCUUCCAUGAAAAUUGUAUGCGACUCAAAAGAGGGGCAGAGAUUCAUAUGACAUUGUCAGUGCGAAA